This is a messenger RNA of Drosophila serrata, 1356 nucleotides long. RefSeq names its product N(G),N(G)-dimethylarginine dimethylaminohydrolase 1. The record is from RefSeq and is a predicted model, not a curated record. Gene Ontology annotation, biological process: arginine metabolic process; positive regulation of nitric oxide biosynthetic process. NCBI's taxonomy places the organism in Eukaryota, Metazoa, Arthropoda, Insecta, Diptera, Drosophilidae. Gene Ontology annotation, molecular function: dimethylargininase activity; amino acid binding.
CUGAACACUAGGCUAACCAAAUCCGAAUCUCUAAAUCCGCGUCCGCAUCCGCAGCCGAGGAAUCGAGCAGCCAGUGGCCAACCCGCCCAUCAUGUCGCCCAAAUACACGCACGCGAUUGUGGCCAGAAUCUCGGACGCCCUGCUGGAGAACGGAGAGUUUGAUGUGCAACUGGCCAAGCAGCAGCACGAGCAGUACUGCACUUUGCUGCGAACCAUUGGCCUGGACGUGAUCGAGCUGCCGCCGGACGACCAGCUGCCGGAGGGCGUUUUUGUGGAGAACAGCGCUGUCAUCUGCAAUGGCGUGGCCCUGAUUGGGCGAUCGGAGAAUGCGAAACGGCGACGCGAGGCGGAGAGCAUGGCCAUCAUACUGAAGAAGGAGCUAGACAUUCCCGUCAUCGAGAUUGAGGAUCCACAUGCCCAGCUCGAUGGCGGGGAUGUGCUCUUUACGGGUCGAGAGUUCUUCAUUGGCAUCUCUGGGUACACCAACGAGGAAGGAGCUCGGGCCGUGGCCAUGGCCUAUCCCGAAUAUCCAGUGACGCCGAUUCGAGUCAACGGUGCGAAGCGCCUGAAAUACUACGUGACAAUGGCGGGACCGGAUGUUUUGUGCGUUAGCAGCAGCCCCACCUGCCAGGAGAUCGUGAAGCGGAUGGAGCGGGAGGCUAGCUUCACCUACCAGAAGCUGACGCUGCCCGAGGAGAGUGCGGCCAACAUGCUGUAUAUCAACGGAACGAUUGUCCAUAGAUCGCCGGCGGAAAUUCCAGAAGCCUACAAGACUUUGAAAGAGAAAAUUGACAUUCCAACACGCAACAUAAAUAUUAGCGAAUUUAGCCAAUAUUCCAGUGGACUGACGUCGUCAUGCCUGUUGCUGCGACGCUGGAAGUCCAUACGCAGCCUGUGAAUCUCUAACUAGUGAUUAUCAGCAGCUGAAGUAAUAUCACUUGAAUCUAAAUCGGAGUGAGAAGAAGCAUUUGCCAUGAGAAACACGCACAAGAGCCCAGGGGCAGUCGCCUGCUGUCCAGGCAUCAGCAAUAUCGUAUUAUCUUAUUAUAGUUUAUACACCAAUUUCUUGUUAUUGUUACCAAUUUAAGAUUAAACCUUUGAAGCUAAUCACGCUGACGAUGGCUAUGUCCCGGUGAUGAUGGUGUACCAUCGCAUCAGGACCCGGAUCGGCAGCAUUCAUUUAUCACCCACUCACACACACUCCAUUGACGACGUUGAACGGAUAUCAUAUUAUUAUUAUGGUAAAGAAUCGCUAUUAGAAAUUGUAUCUACUUUACAAGUAGCUUGUUGAAUGUGUGUUCAGUGUCUGUCCUCGAAAUAAAAUGCAAUAUUUGUAAUCUCUUUAUAAACUUUAAA